This is a messenger RNA of Austrofundulus limnaeus, 11243 nucleotides long. RefSeq names its product BAH domain and coiled-coil containing 1a (gene bahcc1a). The coding region runs from base 186 to 8891 and encodes 2901 amino acids. Gene Ontology annotation, molecular function: chromatin binding. The record is from RefSeq and is a predicted model, not a curated record. Lineage: Eukaryota; Metazoa; Chordata; Actinopteri; Cyprinodontiformes; Rivulidae. The transcript is spliced from 28 exons.
UUUGACAGAAAAGAUGAUCCGGAGCUGCGCUUCUGGCUGGAGAAGCCUGCGAUCGACCGAAUGCAACACAUAAACACCGACAGGGGAAAGGAUUAUUUUAUGGGUUGCAUGUGAUUUUUUUUUCUUUCCUCCCCCCCGCGUCCCCCCCCCAUCUGGAUUUCGGAUUACUGAAAACAUUCCUCGGAAUGGAAGGACGGGAGUUCGCUGCUCCGGCGCACCUUCUGUCGGAGCGGGGYGCCCUGGUGCACCGAGCCGCCUCUCGGAUCGCUCCUUCGGGCCACGGCUCCGUGCAGCACGCCGGUCACUUCCCGCCGGGGAAAUAUUACCCCUCUCACAUACCGAUGGCUCCACAUUCAGGCAGUGGAUUGAUGGGCAACUCUUCCGCCUCCUUCAUGGGAACCUUUUUGGCCAGUAGUCUGGGUUCCCCUCCUUCCCACCCGCCUCACCCCUCCCGGCCACCCUCUUCGCCCUCCUCACCCUCCUUCCGAGGUGGACCCCACUCCAGCGCCUCACAAAUCUGGUUUCCCCAUUCCCAYGAAGGUCCAGGAUAUCCUCGAUUUUCAGGGAGUCUUGCCCACACUUUCCUCCCGAUGAGCCACUUGGAUCACCAUGCCAACAGUGGUGUUUUGUAUGGGCAGCACCGCUUCUACGACACGCAAAAAGAGAACUUCUACCUGCGGGGUCUUUCAUCCCAGCCGUCUCUCAUCUCAGCCAAUCACAGUCUGCCACCAAUGUCCAGGACAGGCUCAGGACACUCUCAGGGGUCCUGCAGCAGAGACAGAGAUCCGGGAAUAGGGACGGGUGUACACAAGGGUCUUAAAGAGGGUUCUGUGGAAAGGGGAGUGGUACCUGGCAAGGACAAGGAGAGAUCCAGCAGCAAACAAGAGGCCAAGGAACGACAACAACAACAGCAACACCACAGCCACCAGACACCCCAGACCACACACCACCACCAUUCCCACACUCAUCAGCAGCAACCUCACUAUCUAGAUCAUCUGCUGCCGUUAGAGGAUGUUAAUAGUCGAGCCCUAGAAAGGCACAAGGCCUCACUCACAAUGGAGUACAACAAGGAGCACCCUCAGACUUUAGGCAAAUCCCUCAGCGCCUGCUUGCACAAUGGAAAAAUGCAAAAUGGAGAUGCAGGAACUACAACAGGGACAAAAGUCUCCAUGUCCAGCUGUGGUGGUGAUGGCACAGUGCUUCGGACUAUGGGAGACGUGGGGGUCAACCAGGGCAGGCAUAUGGGUUGUAAUGGUAGUAGUCGCUGCACCAAAGAAGGAAUAAGUGGGGAGAUGAGAAUCAGUGARCAGCCCUCGGACUGUCUGGAACGGGGUCCGGCACCACUUCACCACUCUCUGCCCUACUCUGUACCCCCUCCCUUGCACAUGGGCUCUGCUACUGGGGGUGCGCACGCUCAUCCCCAUCCUCAUGCUCACCCCCAUACACACCCUCACCCAGGAGGCUUCCACUGCCUUCAGCUCCACCCCAGCCAUCCGCACCACCCGCAUCAUCCCCACCACACGCACCACCAUCCGGACUUUUUCUGCCCGCCCCCACCUGCUCCUUUAGCCAACCCUGCUUCCCAAGAGAGGGGCGCAAUCAACGUGGGACGGGAUCCUAAAGUCACCGGGCCAACGUUUGUGCCAUCUGUGGCAGACUUAGGAGAUAAGUCUGCUGGACCAUUUCAGCUUGGUAACCUUGACUGUCAGGGUUUGGGUAGUGGAGGAGGAGGCAGCAAUGCCAAGGACAAAGCAAUAGAAAAGAGUGCUGGAGGUGGGCACCAUGGUAGCUGGCACAGAAAGCAGCAGCAGCAACAACAAUAUAGAAAGGCAGAGAAGGCACUAGAUUGGAUGCAGGCUCAUCAUCAACAUGUUCAGCCAUCACAACUUCCUCCACCGUCCCAACAACAACAUCAACAACAACAACAACAACAACAACAACAACAACAACAAAAGCCGCCACAUUCUCAACAACAGCACCUAGUUGUGCGGUCGCGAAGUGCUGAGUGUAUCAACAGCGGUGUGGACUUAGAUGUGUUCAGAUCUUCCUUGUCCCAGGGACCAAAGGCGGGGAAUUCUGUCCCUCAUUCUGUCAACACUUCUCCUUAUAGAGACUGUUCCCAUCAAGGACCCCCACCUAACUCGUCCCCUCUUGGAAAUAAAAACAUGGGGCAACACGGCGGGACUGCAACAGCCCAUGGUCCAGGAGGUAGCUGCUCGUUACAGAGAGAUGGCCAAAAGGUAGCCAGGAUUCGCCACCAGCAACAUAGCCGUCCCGGUCCAGACGCUUCCUCUCCUGCUGAGCUGAACCAGAUUAACUCUCAGGAGCUUAAAAGUAAGAUGGACAUGUCCCCCUAUGGUUACAGAAACAGCAGCGGGCAGCACCACCACCAGCAACCCCUGGUGCCACCCUGGAACAUGAGGCCUCCCCAUCACAUGUCGCAUCCUGAGGAGGAGCAGAGGAAGUCUUACAUGGAUCUUGGGAACUCUGCUGGACAACACCCACAGCAACAGCAACAGCAGCCAGGGAUGAACCUCCCUCCUUCACAGCCCCAAACUGCACCUCCACUUAGUCAGCAACAGCAGCAGCAACCUGAUCCCCAAGGUCCAACUCAGGGUGAAAGCAGCGCCAUGAAAAGCCUGCUGAAGUACAGCAACCAGCAACAGCCACUGCUCCUCUCUCAGAAAACCCCAUUUGGGGGGCUGGGGAGUCUCAAAUCAGGUCCGUCAGGGGGUAGCUGUGCCCUGCAAGGCAACAAGCAGACUCUACCUUCUAGGAAGGGUCCAGCUGACAACGAGCGCCCAGAUUACAGUGGGCGGAGUCGAGAAAUAGGGGAGACGGGUCACGGGGAGAGUGAAGUGCGGCAGCCGCCAGUGGGGAUUGCCGUGGCAGUAGCCAGACAAAGGGAGCCUCCGUGUCGCUCAGCAGAUAGUCACCCCAACAACCGUCAGGGAAGAGUACAGAACUCUGUGAAAGGACUGCCACGCUCCAUGUAUCCCUCAGAUCGCAGUGAGGAGGAAAGGAAGAGGAUGAGUGAGGAACAAAUGGGCCUCACUUGCUUGGACAGAGACAGAGACGCAUACAUCAGGGACAAUAAAGAAAGGGUGGAGUUUGCAAGGAUCCACCCAUCCACCAGUUGCCACAGUGACCUCACCUCUCAUCUCAUGGUCCCUGGUGGGACGUCACUCCAGUCCGGCCAGUUAGGUGAUCCUGCUGCACAUUCCGCUCAUCAUCAUUGGAUGCCAAGAACUGGAAGUCCAUCUCUCUGGAUGACAGGACACUCUUAUGCAGGCAUAGGUCAUACAACCCUGCACCAGAAUCUGCCUCCGGGAUUCUCCUCGGCCAUGCCAGGCCCUCUGCAGCCAGUCCUUCCUCUGCCUCAGGACCCCUCUGCUCAGCUGGUGGUCCUGCCCUCUGAGCCUCCUGCCCAUCCUGCAACACAUCACCUGGACGUGAUGGAGCAGCAAGGGCUGUGGCCCCCUGUGUACGGUGCACGGGGCCCACCCUCUCACAUGCAACAUCCUGCCGUGUACUCCCGGUCUCAGUUUCUACGGCAACAAGAGCUGUACGCUUUCCAGCAGCACCAACAGCUUCAGCAUCAGCACCAGAGUCACCAGUCACAACAGCUGCAGCCUCAGCCUCAGCAGCCUCAGCAGCAGCACAGAGCUGAACACAGCAUGCACCAUCAAGCCACUCACCAUCAACAGGUACAGAAAAGACCAGACGAGCCAGCAAACGAACUAGAAGAACUCAUUUCCGAGCCAAGAGCGUCCAAACCCGCCAAGGCCUACUCUUACAACCCUCAGCAGAGAAACGCCUCGCCCCCCGGGGCCUGCGUGACUCACUUAUCCCCCUGUUACCAGUCCCCCUCUCUGCGCCAGCAUCCCCGAAGCACUCCGUCGACACCCUGCCCUGCUCCCAGUCCUGUGGCAGCUGCCCCUCAUUCUCCUGCAAUCAGCCCGGCCCCGCCGCAGAUGCUUAAAGGGGCUGAGUCCCAAGACAAGAGAGGCAAGAGACAGGCCCCGCAAGAUUACCCAGAGUCUCUGGAGCCUGACUUGCCUCCUGGAUACACCUACCCACCUAUUGCCAUGAGCUACAGGAGCGGACCCUCCCAGCAGGAUGUUCGACUGGCUGAACCAGCUGACUUGGAGGCAAUCCAAGUGGAACCAGCUGAGCAUGCCCCCCAGUCUCUUGCCAGUCUAGGGGAGGAGUUAGAUUGCCAAGUGGCAGUCAUGCCCCUCCCAGGGACACUCCCACUUAAGGAAGUAGAGCCAGAAGAGGAGGAAAGAGUAGCUGAGGGGGGGUUGGAACAGAGGGAGGAGGUAGAGGUCACAGCAGUGACAGUAGCCAACUAUGUGCCUGAAGAGGAGGAGGAUGCAGUUGACCACAGUUCAGCUGAGGAUGAGGAUGUUUUAGUUUGCCCACCCACUGAGAGUUCGGCGUGUGAGACGGCCUCCUGUUUGGUUCCCCUUCCAACAGGGGAGACGAAUAGGCUGGAAACUGUUGUCACUUUAGAGGAGGAAGACGAUGAUAAGGCAGCGGGUGGGGACAGUCAGGAGGGGUAUGAUCAAAAUGUCAACAUUCCUGGAGAACAAGAGCCAGAGUUGCCUGCCAUCAUAGAGCUUGACCCAGCUUCUCCUUCUGCCGUGGACUCGCCAUGCCUACGCCCAGAGGGAGUGAAGGAAAGUGAGCCCCAGCACGAGAACAAGAUAACUCCAGAUGAUGCCCCAGUGGAAUUUCUGUGUCAGUCCCCCKCCUCUGUCUCUGCCUGCAGCCAAAGUGAAGAAUCGGUUGCUGUGCCCCACAAGCCUCUUGUGCCAUGUUACUGGAGUCUGGAGCUGCUGAUUGCUGCUGCUUUUUGCACAGAUGUACCCCCUUUUCCCCUGUACCCUCAUAGCACGCCAUCAACUAUGCCAGCCCGAUGCACCCCCAACCAGGGUAUGGAGCUUCUGAGUGAGCUUGCAGAGUUGGAGCUGCAGCAGAUCAAGCACAACUGUGGGAAAAGCCAGGACGAAGAGCUGCUUCUGUUUGACCUCCAAAGCCUUGCUACCUUGGCCACAGCCCGUGCCUUGGAGUUGGGAUCCCAGGAAAGCAGCAGUGCUGGUUCAGAGCGACACUUCCCGGCUCGCAGGAUUCUCAAUUUGCGCAGAAAGUGCAGCUGGACCCCUCGCAAUGAGCCAGUGUGCCCAGCCAAAGUUAGCAUGGAAACAAUGGACGGUCCUGAGCUGGCCAUGCGUGUGAAGUUAGCAGAGAUACAGCGUCGCUACAAAGAGAAGCAAAAAGAGCUGGCCAAACUUCAAAGGAAGCAUGAUCAUCAGAAGGAGGAAACUCCUCGCAGCCCUGCACGACGAGGGCCAGGACGGCCGAGGAAGAGGAAACCCACCCUCACCACAGGUCCAGUGUCCUCAACCGAAGGCCAAAGAAAAGUCAAGUUGUUGGGGAUGGGGCUUGGCUUAUCGCCUGAGGACUUAGGAGGGGGCGGAGACACUCAGAGAAGGAGGAAGAGGCUGUCCAGUCAAGGCUUUGAGCAUCUCAGCAGUGCACAGAUAAAAGCACAGAGCUGCAAAAAAAGCAGUGUUCACGGCGUGCUGAGCUCCAAGCUAGCUGGUGAUGUGGCUCAGCUCAAACAGAAGGCCCAGGUUAAAAGGAAUCUCUCAGGAACAGGCUCCAGGGACAAGGAGGGUUCACCUUGCAGCUCCAACCCCAAGCAUGGACACAGAAGCCAGGGCGUGGGCAAAGCCGAGUCCAGRCGAGAGUCGGAGGCACAAAGCGAUACAGCAGCCAGCGUGGACAGCAUUCUUCAAGAAAACUGGACCGGACAGAUGGAUCAUGGAAGCAGAAAAGGGUCCAACACGUCGACACAAGGUUCCUCCCACCAGAGUCAGCCAAAGACAAAACGUCAGCGUGGUCAGAGGCCAGGAACAAUAAAGGAUAAACAAAGCUCUUCUGCAGAAAGUGACUCGUCUGAGCAAGAUGAUGAAGAAGAGGAAGGCAGCUACGAGACCGAUGAAGGUCAAGAUUACAAAGCCAGACUUCCCAGAGACAUAACUUCAAGUUCCACCAUGACGGACCCAAGUCCUUCAUCCAUCGUAAAACUKGAGGCCAACCAGAAAGCCAGGAACAAAAAACAGAGACAGGAGUUGUAUGGUUCCCAGAUUCUACCUGUAGCUGAGGGAGAAGUCAAAGUCAGGAAGAAACCUACCUGUAGGUUGGGCUUAGCUACUUCGGUCAAAAACCACCAACAUCAACGGUCUGAAGGAGCGAGAAGAGCAUGUGGACCCCGGUCGAAGGAAUCCAAGUGGGGCAACCUCGGUACAAGAGGCACCCGGUACAGGAGGAGCAUCGGAAUGGCCACCUUCCCAACAACCAGUGAGCGGUUGAAGAGGGCGACACGCAAGAACACCAUGUUGAGAGGAACAAUAAACAAGAGGAGAAGCUGCUGGUCAGUUGGAGCCUCGUCUUURCAGGGUGAGGAGGGAAUCAGGGGCCAAAAAAGCAAGGACCAACAGCCGUUUGGACGAGCAGUGAGUCGUCUCCUGGAGAGCUUUGCUGCUGAUGAGGGCUUUCAGAUGGAUGGUAGCAGCUUCUCAGAGGAAGAUGAGGACCACAGUCCGUCACACAGGAAAAGCCCCAAAUUUCCCAACUGUGUCUUGACCAAAGAACUCUUAUGUGAUGGACUUAAAGUGCUGAUCUCGAAGGAGGAUGAGCUUCUUUAUGCUGCUAGGGUCCACACUCUGGAGAUCCCAGAUAUCUUUAGCGUUGUUAUUGAUGGUGAAAGAGGAAACCGACCAAGAAUAUAUUCACUGGAGCAACUGUUGAAGCAAGCUGUUCUGGAUAUACGACCAGAGUCCGAGGCUAUGCUCAGUGAAGGAACCAGGGUGUGUGCUUAUUGGAGCGAGCGUUCACGCUGCCUUUAUCCAGGCUACGUUCACAGAGGUGGAUCAUCAGAUGAGGGGAAGCCAGGUGGGGUGAUGGUUGAGUUCGAUGAUGGAGACAGAGGGAAAAUUUUGCUCCCCAACAUCCGACUCCUGCCACCAGGGUACCAGAUUCAGUGUGGUGAGUCAACUCCUGCCCUGCUGGUACCGAGUGGAACAACAGCUAAGAAAAGUUCRAGUCUGGAGCAAGUUCCAAUCAUCGACAGGUCUUCAGACAGACUCAGCUCAACCAGUUCUACAAACAACACUCACAGCCUUACCGUUAUCAAAAGAAGGCCAGGAAGACCAAAGGGCUCUGGGAAAAAACAAAAGCAACAACAGGCUGAAAAUACCAACAAAAGUACUUCAGCUUUCUUGGGUUGGAGUUCAAUGGCUAACACUCGGAAAAGAUCAUCCGACAAUCUGUUUCAGUCCAAUGGGGCACCAAGGAAGACUCUAAGAGGGAAGGAAGAUGCCUUGUUCUUGCUGCCUCAGACCCAGUCAAUGGCCUCCCUCCCAUCCAAAAGCCUUUUCAGCAGCAGCUCCUUUGAAGUGGAUUCCUUUAGAAGCAUUGCAAAUGGCUACUCCUCCUUUUGUACCCAGGCUACAGGGACAAGUUUGGGUUUAUCUCUGGGCUCCAAGAGUGGUAUGUAUAGUGAGAAGCGUAGGCAAGAUGAACUGGUAACAUCAAGGAGCAAGAAGUCCGGACAAGAGUUUCUGGUCAAAUUAGAUCACGAAGGGGUGACAUCUCCCAAGACAAAGAACAGCAAGGCUCUGCUGCUGAGAGGCGAAUACUCUAGUGUGAGUGGCAUGCCCAAGACUGAGGCAUACUCUCACCCAGUCCUGUUGGUUAAAGACAACAAAAAGGGAGGUUCCUCUAGAGUGGAGCUUCUCCUGAAAGGGGCCACACCUCAAAGAAAACCCUCCACUUCUCUGCGCCAGGACAAAUACGGUGAUUUGGGCUUCAGCUCGCACCGAGAGUGUCAUACUUCCUAUUCGGAUCUGGAUGAUGAAGAGGAAGAGGAGGAAAGGAGGCGGGCUGCACUCGCUACAGCCGCAGGAGGUCUCAGGAUGGCUGGACGUUUUCAUUCCCGCCUCUCCGUCUCCUCUUCCUCCUCUGGUUCUUCAAGCUCCUCCUCUUCAGGCUCUCUUUCAAGUUCCAGCCUUUGCUCAUCUGACAAUGAUUCAUCCUACAGCUCRGACGAUGAGGACAGUUCUGCACUGAUGCUGCAGAGUUGUCUGUCUUCCCACCAGGGGCUCCUGCAGUCAUCUGAACCCUCUACUUCUUCAAGGUCCCAACAGCACUCCUUUGUGGCCAAAGCUGUGGCUGUUUCCAGCGUAAAAGGAGCUGACCAGGGGUCCAACAGUAAAUCCUUAAAGAGGAAAGAGUGUAUGAUUUCCAAACCAAACAAGGAACUAGUGAAAAAACCAAGGAUGCUUCCAGAUGACGCGUCAUAUAUUCCAAGGCCCAAGAUGGCUGCGUUUCUUCCAGGCCGCCAAAUGUGGAGAUGGUCAGGAAAUCCUACGCAGAGACGAGGGCUAAAGGGCAAGGCCCGGAAGCUUUUCUACAAGGCCAUAGURCGAGGCAGAGACACUGUGAGAGUUGGAGAUUGUGCUGUGUUUCUCUCGGCUGGACGCCCCAAYCUCCCAUACGUGGGCCAAAUUGAAAACCUUUGGGAAACUUGGACCUCAAGAAUGGUUGUCAAAGUCAAGUGGUUCUAUCACCCUGAGGAGACCAAACUAGGCAAGAGGCUUCGAGAUGGCAAACAUGCCCUUUACCAGUCGUGUCAUGAGGAUGAGAACGAUGUCCAGACAAUCUCUCAUAAGUGCCGGGUGAUGAGCAGGGAGGAAUACGAGUGUGUAACUCAGAAUCAGAAGCCAAACAGUACCUCCCCAGACCUCUACUACUUGGCUGGGACCUAUGACCCCACCACUGGUCAGCUAGUCACUGUUGAAGGGAUUUCUAUUAUGUGCUGAACCAUUACAAGAACACUACUGAAGAACUUCUGUGRGGAACGAUUCAUGACUUUACCCAUGACCCUCAGCUUCCUGAAUAGAAAAUAUUCCAUGAGUAAGCCUCAAGUACUCAUAAACUAAAAGUCAGCUCUGAAACAGAGCAGUCUGUGAUUACACACUGGAGUAUUUUUGCAUCUAAUUCUUGUGAAAGUGAAGUGGUUGUCCAUAACUGGUUGGUCCUUUCAUGAAGAAGAAAAGAACGUCUGGGUCUUCCUGGGCAUCACAAACUUCAAAUAAGUGGUGUUACCAUUCCCUAUUUAAUCUAUUUUAUAAAAUAUUUUUUGUGACUGACAUCUUACAUGUCUGGCUUCUAUCAAAUGUCACUGACAUGGAGCUGAGAUUGCAUUUGGUUGUGCAAUAUGAGGCUCGAUUGUCACCGUGGACCAGUUGUUCAAGUGUUAGCCUUGUUUAAAUAAUUGAAAACUAACAGGGAGGCAUGAGGUUGUCUCUAAGCCUUUUUUUCAUUCCAGGGAAAGUGUCAACAUGUAAAGGGUGUAAAGUAAAAAUAAAAAUAUCUGUAAAUAUUUUGAAGUUUUCCCAAUCAAGCCAUACACUUCAGUACCUCUCACCUGUCUUAACUAUUCAGGUGUACAUUGUACAGUACAAUUAUUUUAUUGUUGUCUUUUGUCUAUAUGUACAUAAAAGCUAUUUUAUAUAGGAAUAUAUUGUAUAUAUGAGAUGUAUUGUUCCAUGUUUGCGAUUGAUUUAUUUUUAUAUGGGUGUAGAUUACAUUGUAUUGUGUAUUUUGUUUUUUCUUCUUUGCUUUGAGAAGUUGAGAUUGAAGAUGUUAGUGUUGCACUGCGUAUGCCCUGCUGAGACAGACCAAGAAAAACAGAGCACAGAUGAAGAGGGAUAAAGUCUAUAACGGGAAAAGACUCGCUUUCUAAGAGAAACGAGUCAUCCUGUUACAAAAUAGGAGUAAAGUUUUGUUACUAUUUGUUAAAGUGUUUUACUUUGCAUUUGUGUUUAGCUUAUUCUUCAAAAAUAUAUAUUUUUAUUUAUGUACUACGUAUCGCCAUGGUCAUCAACACAAAGCAGAUCCUACGGGGCUGCUGUCACGGGUCAACAAUGAGUGUACCAUUAUGACAUAUUUGUGUGUGAUAGGUGCCCUGGAAUCACUAUAAUCAAAUCCACGCAAAUAAAUAAAAGAAGACUGGGUCUUUACAUGAAAUACAUUUAGUGAGCAUUGCACUCAUCGAGGCAUAGUUUAGCACAUCAUGGCCUACAAAAUACCAAAGUGUCUUUAAUGUCAUUUUUUGUUUCUUUAAUUUAAAAUGUCCUUAAGCACCUGUGCUUAACUCUGAUCAGAAAUCACUGGUAACUUAUAGAUUGCUCGUCCUGCUUUAUGUGCAUAUAUUUACCAUAGUUCAUUGCACAGGCACCUAUAGAAUUGUUCAGAACAACAAUUUGCACCAAAAGGCCACCUAACAAUGAAACUAUGAAGGUCAAAAUACUGAGAAAAGUGAAAUGAUGAGUACUGACAGUUUGGCAGGAAUAAUGAAACAUUUGUGUCUAUUUUGUGCAGUACACCCACGAUGCUAACUGUGAAGGACAAUCAGAUUCGCAAAGUUAUAGAUAGAGUUGGUUCACGCAAUCUAAAAAUUACUUAUUUAAUUUGUGCCAAUUACAUUUUCUAUACUUUUGUCCUGUUUGAAAUGCAAUUUUGAGUAUUUUUUUUCUUUUGUUAUUGUUGUUCAACAACUUUUUUUUUGUUUGCCAACCUGUUUUUUAUUUAUUGUCAAGUUUGCUGUUUUUUUUUUUUCUUUUUUUAUGCCAAAAGAGCUUUAUGAGAAUGUAACAUUGUUUUUCUUGGUAUGCCGUUGCAUUUGCAUUCGGGUCUUGUAGAGACCGUUUAGUGAAAAGAAAUAAAGCAACACUGGAUUCUUCUAAUCUGCAAAAAGUGUCUGAACUAAUUCUAUGCACUUCAUUUCAUUUUUCUUUACUUGAAUUGAUCAUUUAUUUUGGUUCAGUGUAUUCUUGCAGAAAAUGAUGUAUAUGUAGCGCACAUGAAUUCAAACUCAAAAAUAAAAUUGUGCAUAUGUUGUUAGUAAAACUCAAUUUCAUCAUCAUGUAAAAACAAAUAUAUUUUAACACAGUAACAAUACAGCAUGAAGAAAAAAUGGUAUAUUGCAACCAAAAUGGACUAUAUAUCAUGAUGGAGGUGCUGAAGUGGAAGCAAGUGGAGUAUUAUAGGGUUUUAUAAAUGGUGAAAUAAACAAAUAAAGCAACACAAAAUAAGCAGACCAAAAAGGUAAAGUAGCCCUUUAAAGUAUAAAUCCAGAUGUUGCGAUAAUAAAUCUAAAGCAUGUCUCA